GCUUCGGGAAAAUCCUUCAGUCUAUCGCGACCCGUUGCUUAUGUCUGUUAUAUGACGCCAUCGAAACCAGUAUCUCUCAGUGUGUCUACGUAUCAUCCGGUCGGUAGCCGUUUUUCUCGGUGUGUUGUAUCUUGUGACUUUCCCAAAACCCUCCUCUGUCUCCCAGCCGCGUCGAAUUCGUACCGCCACCACCCAAGAAAAAGGUAGAAAGGAGCAGAACAUCGGUCGGAAAAAUUGGCUGCAAUCUCCUUUCGCGGUUUUGCCCUUCCCUUGGAAAGGGUGGGUGAGAAAGGAGGUGUGUGUGUGUGUGUGUGCCACGCCGCACGUGAAAAACACUAGCGGAAGUUAACGAAUCCUUUUUGGGCGCGCGAGUUUGUGGUCGCAUCGUGAGCUUAACAAAAAACGGUGAUUCCUUGUCGAAUAUAUCGGAGUUUGAGUGUGCAAGAAUAUCUUGUGUCGUGUGCGCGGUGAAUCAAAUGCCAAUCUGUUUGUGAAACGGAGCUUUAGCGAGCAUUACAACAAGGAAAAGGGCAGAGAAACAGGAAAACGAUACGCGAAAAAGUGUUCUUUAAUCUCUGUGUGUUUUGCCGAUAAGAGAGCACGUGUGAAAGUGGAAGCUGUGGAUCCCAGAUUAAGCAGCAGUUGAAAGUUUUUCUGACGGAAGACGGCCUCCAGCCUCCUGCCAGCUGAGAGAGAAAAAGAGAUCGCAGCUCGCUGACGAUGAUAACGGAUUGCCGCCGACGGGUCGAAUUGUCCAUGUGUUUUUAAUUCAAUUUUCCUCCCGGUCGCAGCAGCAUCUAUCCAUCCAGCUCCAGCCAGCCAUCCAGCCAGCCAGUAAAGAAUACUGUGCACAUAUCGGUGACCUCCGCGAACCAACAACAAAAAAGUAAUAAAAGCAAAUAACGGAUAAUUAACGAGCCAGUUUAAGGUUAUGCAACAUCGGUGCUAUCCGUGGAACAACAUCCCCCGGUCGUGGUCCUGUCCGUGCGCGCGGAGGAAGGGCGCGAGUCCGCUGCUGUGAUCUGUGUGCUCGGAGUGUCCCGUCGUCGACGCCACCGUCAAUGAGAGCCGCCAGGAAAAAAGUGCUGAUUUCGAGCUGCUGCAAACAAACAUUUUCGAGCCGUGAAGAAGCUCAAGUGGCACAACGGCGCUUGUAGUCACCACCGUAGUAGUUAUUCAACGGUCCGAACGGUCCGAACGCUGCCCGGUGUCAAUAUAUAUCUUCAUUCUCUCGGUAUACCUUGCCCCCCCUGCGAAGCCUGCGAAUCUGUACCGUGUCGUGUAGCCCACCUGGUUCAAUUGUGUGGAAUCUUUGCUAGCCGUUGGCGAAGCCAAGGAAGCCGGUGUUGUUGAUGCUUGUUAUUAAUUUAUUUAGUUUUUAGUUGUUUUACCUUGCCGCCCGGCUGCAAUCGGCGGUUGGUUUUGGCGCAAGUUGGCGCGAUUUUUCUCUAGCUAUUUGCGUUUCUGCCACGAUAGCGGAAGUUCGUUCAAGUGCUACUUGUUGUCGUCGUUGUUGAUUGCCGCUGGCAGUUCGAAAUAUUGUGCGUUGCAUGUGAUACGAUCGUGUCCAGUUUAUGAUUGAUAGUGUGAGGCGAUUGAGGUUUUGAUCACGCGAAAAUAUUCAGUGGAAUACUUGGUGAUUUCUUGAGGAAAAAAGAAAGUGAGUAAAUAAAGAAGAAACGACACAAUGCAACAUCAUCCGGGUUCGUGGUAUAUACCCUGGGGUGUCCCGGGGAUGGGCCUCCAGAAGAUGCUGGCGGUUCCGUUUAAUCCCGCCACUGCCGGUUUCCAUCAGCCCCAAAUUGCGGCAGCGGCCGUUCAGUCUCCCCCGCAGGCCAGUCUCCAAACCGCAAGCCAGCAGCAGGCCAGCCAACAGGCUGCGUCCUAUCAGCACCAGCUGCAGCAUCAUCCCGCUGCGGCCCUUCACAACCCGGCUGCUGCUGCGGCCGCUGCGGUAAUGCAGCACCAGCAGUUACAUCCGGCCGCUGCCGCAGCCAUGUUCACACCGUUGACCUUGCGCAGCUUCGUGGCCCAUCCGCAUCUGAAUCUCGGUCAGCAGUCACUGGCUAGUGCCCAACAGCAGCAACAGCAGCAUACGCCCUCGCUUUCCGGAGCUCCCCAAACGCAGUCCCAGCUGACUGCACUUAAUCUGAACGGAGCAAUCGGGGCGCUCAUGCCAAUGCGGCAACAACAGCAGCCCCUCCAGCAGCAGCAGCCGCAGCAGAAGAUGCCCAACACCGUGUCGACAAGUUCACUCAUCAAGCCGAUGAGAAAGAUCAUCAUGUCAGACAAGGACAGACCCAAGCUGGUCUCGACCGAAAAGCGGAAAGCUGACGAAUUCGAACCCGUUAAGGAUCUCAAAAAGGCUAAGCUGGAAACCAAAGCACUGAAAGCCAAACGGCCCGGCUUCACGGAUGAGCGGUACCACGAAACGUCCUAUUACAUCGAAAACGGUCUCCGGAAGGUGUACCCCUACUAUUUCACGUUCACCACGUUCACCAAAGGCCGCUGGGUCGGCGAGAAAAUUCUGGACGUGUUUGCCCGCGAGUUUCGCGCCCAUCCGGCCGAGGAGUACGAGCGGUGCAUAAACGCCGGUACACUCACCGUCAACUACGAGAAAGUGCCAAUAGACUAUAGGUUAAAGCACAACGAUCUCCUGGCGAACAUCGUACACAGGCACGAGACGCCCGUUCUGAGUCAUCCCAUCAAUAUAAUCUAUGUUGACAACGAUCUCGUUGUGUUGGACAAACCCUGCUCGUUGCCGGUCCAUCCGUGCGGCCGUUAUCGCCACAAUACGGUCGUGUUCAUCCUGGCCAAGGAGUACAACCUGAAGAACCUGCGAACGAUCCACCGGCUGGAUCGGCUCACUUCGGGCCUGCUGCUGUUCGGGCGGAGUCCGAAGAAGGCCCGCCAGAUGGAGCACCAGAUUCGGAACCGACAGGUGGAGAAGGAGUACAUCUGCCGGGUGGAUGGCGAGUUUCCGGAAGGCAUAAUCGAGUGCAAGGAGCCAAUCGAGGUGGUGAGCUACAAGAUAGGUGUCUGCAAGGUAUCACCGAAAGGCAAGGAGUGCACCACAACCUUCCAGAAGAUUGGUUACAACGGCACAAGCAGUGUGGUCCUGUGCAAGCCGCUGACCGGACGAAUGCAUCAGAUCCGUGUGCACUUGCAAUAUCUGGGCUUUCCGGUGGUGAAUGACCCUCUCUAUAAUCACGAAGUCUUCGGCCCGGCCAAAGGACGAGGCGGUGAUAUCGGCGGCAAAAGUGACGAACAAUUGGUGAAAGAUCUGAUUAACAUUCACAACGCGGAAAAUUGGCUGGGAAUUGACGGUGACUCCGAGCUGUCGAUGUUUAAACCGAUGAAAAAUGAUUUAGAGGAUGGAAAAGGUGCAAUUCUUAGCGACGACGACUCCGAGAGUGUGUCCCGUGAAGCAUCGCCUUGUUCCGAAAGCCCGAGACCGGUUUCGCUCGGAAGCGAGAGCCCAAACGAGAACAUGUGUGCCUCGAUCCUAACGCCCAACACGCUGAAUGUCGUUGGAAGUGCCAACACUGGCAGCAGCAACAACAGCACCACCGCUCUCAAAACCAGAUUGCAUUCGCAGAAGGUCACCGUCGCUACCCAAACCGGACACGAAUCGCCCGAUCUACCGUUCGAUCCAGAUAAGAUGACCACGGACAAGCACUGCUAUGAGUGCAAAGUGCGCUAUCGGGAUCCCAAGCCGCAGGAUCUGGUCAUGUAUUUGCACGCCUGGAAGUAUAAGGGUCCCGGCUGGGAGUACGAAACCGGUCUGCCCGAGUGGGCCCGCGUCGACUGGACCGAGAACGAUUUCGAAUGAAUGCCAACCGGGGCGGAAGUCUACUGCUAGACUGAAUUCGAUUCAGUGCCGGGCGACGGUGGGAGAUGAUGACGGAGUGUAUGGGUGAGUGGGUGGGUGGGUGCCUGUGUAAUUGUACGAGUGCGUGAAAUGCCACACCGAUCAUCGGUGGUGGUGGUGGCAAACAAAUAAUGGAGACCAAAAUGGAUGUGAUCAUUAUCCUGUUCGUUUUGCUUUUUGUUUUGUGCCCGCUCCCAAACAUCAUAUGCGCGAGCGAGCGAAAGUGGUGUGAGCAUGACGGAAGCAGACAUAAAAGACAGAUUUUUAUAUAGCAGCUAAAGCAAAGUUUGGCGCGACCAAAACUAAACAGUAAUAAUGUGUUGAUUCGCCCCCCGCCCAAGCCAGCAGGAUGGCGACGGCGGCGGGGAUACAGUUUCUAGAAAGUUACGAACAAGAAGGAGGCGAUGUUAGGAUUGAAGAAGAAGAGGAAAAAUUUCUAAUGGAUAGUAUUUAAGUUUUAGUGUAAUCAAAGGACGGCAAAGGACGAAAUUGCAUAAUAGAACAAAGCAAGAAUAUUAUGUACAGCAGUAGUGGAUACAAAGACGCUUUUUAUACACACAUACUUUUGAUAGCUGAAGAGGUCUAUACACAGCUGACGGAAGCGCGGAGAGGAAACGCAGCAGAAAAAUUAAAUUUACUUGAACUUUUUGGAAGCAGCGUAUCAAAUUCUCUCACUUACAUAAUUUGUGACAUGGACGCCUCAUUGUUUUUCGUGCCAUUUUGACGAAAAACUAGAUUGAAUUUUAAUACCCUUCGGUGGUUUGAAUUUAUUGGAUGGCGCUGCGAGAUACCAAACCAUGUUCUUUUCAUAAGCUAAUGUUUGCCGAUUUGAGAAUUACCCCGAUCGAAUCCGGCUCUUCCGGUGGAAGCCACACUGGACGUAAUGCAAUUCGGUUGCUUUAUCAUCCCACUGGACUGCAUUUAAUUAUGCUUGCGCCGCGGAAGCAUAAUUUGUAAAAAUUAUACGCUAAUUAAACUUGGAAGAGCGAAGCAAAAAGGUAGCCAACCGCUGUUAGCCAAUUAUUUGCCGGUCUGAAUUCCUCUCCGGUGCGCACUCGCCAGUUAUUAAAUUUAAAUGCAAUAAAAUUUCGCACCUUCGAUUGUUUGUAUGUCGCGUGAAAUGGGGAAAAAAUGCAGGCAGAAAAAAAGCGCAAAAAGAGAAAUGUUAAAAUGAGAUAACCAGACAAUACAGCACAUGGAUGCAAGGAAGCCGACGCAAAUAUUUUUGAAAACAAUGAUAAAUGAAUUAAACAUGAAUAA
Toxorhynchites rutilus septentrionalis is the source of this 5131-nucleotide messenger RNA. RefSeq names its product pseudouridylate synthase RPUSD2-like. The record is from RefSeq and is a predicted model, not a curated record. The transcript is spliced from 12 exons. Lineage: Eukaryota; Metazoa; Arthropoda; Insecta; Diptera; Culicidae. The coding region runs from base 1688 to 3832 and encodes 714 amino acids. Gene Ontology annotation, molecular function: pseudouridine synthase activity; RNA binding. Gene Ontology annotation, biological process: pseudouridine synthesis.